Heterostelium album PN500 is the source of this 519-nucleotide messenger RNA. It is a transcript of the gene sdhD, whose product is annotated as succinate dehydrogenase. Gene Ontology annotation, cellular component: mitochondrial envelope; membrane. Lineage: Eukaryota; Evosea; Eumycetozoa; Acytosteliales; Acytosteliaceae. The record is from RefSeq and is a predicted model, not a curated record. Gene Ontology annotation, biological process: tricarboxylic acid cycle; mitochondrial electron transport, succinate to ubiquinone. The transcript has 2 exons. Gene Ontology annotation, molecular function: heme binding; ubiquinone binding. Bases 1 to 519 code for a protein of 172 amino acids.
AUGUUGAAAUCAACUAGAUUAAUUCAAAACAUUCCACCAUCAACCUUGCAAGGUGUAUUUGGAGGAUAUACACCAAACUCUGCUUUGGUUCUCUACAGAAACAACAACACUCAACAAAUUAGAUCGGCUGCAUCUUCAUCAGCAACAGGUGCUGCACCAUCAUCGUCAUCAUCGAAUAGCAAUGCUUCCGGUAAGAUUCCAGAUCCAUCCGGUGCUAUCUUCCAACAGAAGAUCUAUCACUACAGUUCAAUGGGUGUAGCUGCAUUGUUGCCAGUCUCAUUGAUGUUGCCAUCGUCCGAACUCACUCUUGUCACCGAUUGUGCAUUGGGUGUCAUCAUUCCAGCUCAUUUCUACCUCGGUAUGAACUCUGUAGUAAACGAUUACAUUUACUCUGUAUUCCCAAAGUAUUUAGUUAAGGCAUUAGUUGCUGGUACCUCUAUUGUUUUGUUCACAGGUAUUGUUUUCAUUGCUAAAAAGAGUGGUCUUGGUGCUACCGUUAGAGCUCUCUGGGUCAAAUAA